AUGAUAAGCGACGCAUACGAUGUUACUGGAUGUUAUAAUCUCCAGUGUUCUGGUUUUAUACAAACCAGCAGAACCGUUGUUAUUGGAGGUACCAUUGCCCCUGUCUCAAUAUUCGAGGGCAGCCAAUUUGAGAUCAUCAUUUCUGUAUGGAAGGUUAAUCCAAAAUAUGGAAAUUGGUGGUUGAGUUUGGGAUCCAACCAUUCAUUGGUUGGAUACUGGCCAGCUGAGAUUUUCACGAGUUUAUCUUCUGCAGACACGGUGCAAUGGGGUGGUGAGAUCGUGAACACACAGAGUUCCGGCCGGCACACAACAACACAAAUGGGUUCUGGUCACUUCCUCGGCGAAGGUUUUGGCAAAGUCAGCUACUUACGCAAUGUGGAGAUUCUAGAAAACAACAAUAGUUUCCAGCCGGUGCAAAACGUACAAGUAAGAGUAAGCAACUCUAGAUUCUACGAUAUUAGAAACAAAUCUAGAGAAGAUUGGGCUUCGUAUAUCUUCUAUGGAGGACCAGGGUUUACUCCUAUGCAUUCAGGAGUGUCUUCUUCUUCAGUACUGAGUUCGCUUUUAUUUUAUUUUAGUUUCAUCAUUUUUUUACUUGUUUAG
Molecule: messenger RNA, 603 nt
Organism: Thlaspi arvense
Lineage: Eukaryota; Viridiplantae; Streptophyta; Magnoliopsida; Brassicales; Brassicaceae
Source: the annotation of a GenBank genome assembly